GCUCGUUUGCUUGUUUGCUUGUUCGGCCUUUUACCGAUUUCGAGUGACACACGCUUAAAGGGAUACGUUAAUCAUAGGAAAAAAAGUACGAUCGUAGUAACAAGUGUGGGGAACAGUAGUGGAAGAUCUGUUGGAUAGGAGGACGAUAGAGGAAUAAGUCGAUGAGGAGGAGGAGGAGGAGGAAAAGAGGAAGUAACGCAAUGGAGAACAGCGAGAAAGUGCGUACUGUUGAGAACGCUGAUGGCGAAGCACCAUCGUCUAGCGAUAAUUCUGAUAGAGAAGAAACUUCUACGAGUUCUGAAAAAGAACAACGCGUUUCACCUUCGGAAGAGGAUCCUUCUGUUGAAACUACCACAGAUGAAAAUCGUGCUUCGACCUCAACAGAAGAGUCGACUGCAACGUCCGAGGAUGAUUACGGCUGUGAACAUUAUAAACGGAAAUCGAAGUUCGUGACACCUUGCUGUAAUAAGGUUUAUACAUGCCGGUUUUGUCACGACGAACAAGAAACUCAUACUGUUAAUAGGAAGGAAGUAACGGAGUUAAUAUGUGUUCUUUGCGAUACUCGUCAGCCUGUACAAGCUACAUGUCAAAAGUGUCAUUGUCAUUUCGGAAAGUAUACCUGUUUAGAAUGCAAUUUAUUCGACGAUGAAGACAAGAAUCAAUAUCAUUGCGACGGCUGUGGAAUAUGCAGAGUUGGUGGGCGAGAUAGGUUCUUUCAUUGUGCCAAGUGCAACAUGUGUCUACCAAUUCAGCUACAAAAUGGUCAUACAUGCGUGGAAAAUGUGUCGCAUGCAAACUGUCCCGUUUGUCUAGAAGAUAUUCACACAAGUCGUAUCCCUUGUCAUAUCCCAGGUUGCGGACACUUGCUUCAUCGGACUUGUUUUGAGGAAUUGUUACAUUACGGUCAUUAUGCUUGUCCUACGUGUCAGGUAUCUCUUUUAGACAUGACAGACUUAUGGAGAUUUUUGGAUAUGGAAGUAUCUUUAACACCAAUGCCAGAAGAAUACAGAGAUUAUAAGGCAGAUAUUUUAUGUAAAGAUUGUCAUGAGGAAUCUACUGUGAAAUAUCAUGUUGUUGGACUAAAGUGUUUAAAUUGCGGCAGUUAUAAUACCUGUAGAGUCAAGGGAUCUCCAUCACCAGAUGAUAAUGCUUUGGACGAGGCAGCUGGUGGUAGUAGUACGGAUAACGUCGAGCAGUCUCAGAGAUAGAGUUUUAAGUAUUAAAAGAUAAAUUUAUUAAUUUGCAAUAGAAUGCAGAACAGGUUUAAUGAGGUAACUUUGGAGCGCCAUUUGGAGCAAUGUUUCCUCAAAGCAGCAUUCCUUAAUAUAUUCCAUUUUCUUGUUGUUUAACGAUAUUUUGAGAUUAUUAUUUCCAAUUUAAAAUUUAAAAUAGAUAAUGACCAUUAAAAGUCACACAAUAUGUUCGCUGUUCAUUUGAGCAUGUGUUAAAAUUUAGAACAUAAUAGGUACACUAAUUAGUUCGUUUUAAGAUCGUAUUCAAAUACAUCAAUAUUGCUGAAAUAAGCUUUACUGGUCAAGCCUUAAUAGAAGCUUAUAUCAAGGAGCUAAGGAAAAACUAAAUGCCGAUAUUUACUUCUUCCUACUUGCUCUGCAAUAUUAAUAAUCUAUAUUUAUAUUCAUCAAAGAGGCAAGGUACAAAUUAUGAUCAUAGUCCGGGUAAAGUCAAAAGAAAUAUACCGGCAUAUGCUCCAGUAUUAUGUAUUUGAAACUGGUACGCAUUAUUAAUCACGAUAAUUAUUUGUGGCUUGUUACUUUUAAAUUGCAUAUAUGUUAGACUGGAGGUAAUAUGACAGAUCUUGUUAUUUUUAAGUUGGAUGUAUAUUAGACCGAAGGUAAUAUAUAAAUUGUUUUUGUAAUAUUGUUCCUAGGUAGCAGAAUUAUCAGUAAUAUAACUCGUAAGCCAUUAUUGAUUCUAUAAAUUGAUGAACUCACGUGACUGGCACUAAGAACAGCUAAUAUGGAUUAAGCUACUACUAAGAAAUCUUUCAUUACGUGCAAAUAUUGCAACAAUGAUUUGACGUUUUCUUAAGCGUUCUUUUUAAGAUAGAAUUUAUAAUAUACUCUCUUGAUUUGCAGUAAUAAAGAAAUUUUUCGAAACGUUCUUCAUGGAAUGGAAUAAAAUUAGUAAAAUAAUAAAUUUCUUUCAUUAACUUUUUCAUCUCAACGUAGAAUCUUCUUUUGGAUCUUGUAUCGUGCAUUUACUUAUUUGUUAUAAAACUCGUUCACAGUGCUUGGAGUAAACAUUUUGUAUGCUUGAAUAUAUAAGUAAGAUUAAUAAUUGAAGUAAUAGAACAAUAUCGUCUAUCGAACGCUCCAAAAUUGCGUAAUAAGUGCUAAGAUAGAGUGGUAGCUGAUUAUCAGAAACUGAUAUAGUAUUUUAUGAUUUGAUGGAAAUCCAUUAUUUUAAUUUGUUUACGUUAUGUGUUUUUAUGAAAAUAACGAAUAUUUUAUUAUAUAUAUAUAUAUAUAUAUAUACAUAUAUAUAUAUAUGUGUAUACCGGACGUAUUAGUUUCUGUUAUCCGCUCGUUGGUACAAACCUGUGCAAUUAUACCUCUAUAUCAGAGAUGUCAAACUCUGUAUCCAUAUGAGAGUACAUAACGAUUCAUUGAAAAUUAAUUAAUUAUCUUCAUCCAAAAAAUUUUCAUCUCAAUCAAGAACAUUUUGUGCUCAUGCGGACAUAGUUUGACAUCACUGUCUUAUUCGUAUCUAGUAAAAUUAUAUAUAUAUAUAUAUAUAUAUAUAUAUAUAUAUAUAUAUAUGUGUAUAUUUCAAUGUAGCACACCCAUAGAAUAUCCUACGGCAUAUUUGUAGAUCAGGUACACUUUAGUCAUAUUAUAUCAGUCAGCAAAAAUUACGUGGUGGCUCACGCGUGUCAUUCUUCUUCUUUGACGCACUUGUAUCAAACACUUUCAGAAUACUUGUACUAACAAUUAAAUAUCUUCAAAUUAUAGGGCAUAUUAAAUAUCACGAAAUUUCAAUUUAACAAGAUAGUAUACUCGUAUUGCCGUUAGUCGAAUAUAUAUAUAUAUAUAUAGAUUGUUCCUCGAGAUACCAUUUAAUUUUGAACCUAUUAGACACGAUACAAAACAAACUUCUUUUGUUUAUAUCGUUUAUCCAUUACAAUUCAUUCCGAGGCAUGCCGUAAAGAAGAUAAUAUGUGGCACAUUGUUAAUUUUUAAUUUCGAUGUAGCAUGUUUCACAUCUAUUAUGGCACCUUCCCACAAAGCUUCUCUUUGUGGUACUUUUUCAGCCAAAGUAAAACACACAGAUUUUGUGUAACUAUCGUUAUGUUUUUAUUAUUCAGUUGUAAAUUAAAUACCAGUUACAAAGGCUCUUUGUACAUAACGGCCGCAAUAUAAUGCUUUUGUUUUAUAUUAUAUAUAAUAUAGUAUUAUAUCAAAUAAAAAUCGAUUAUCAUUCGCUUUUACCCCAUUCAAGAGAAAAAAAGAGAUAUCUUUACGCCGUACUUCUUUUCUUUUUUCUUUUUUUUUUUAUUUUUUGCUUUUAAAAAAUUAAGAUUUCUUCGCCGAGAAAAAUGCUGCUCCGUUGAUAAUUACAGAGAAAAAGAGAGUAAGGGUUUAUUUUUGGUUGUUGAGUAAACAUAACGGCGAUAAUAAUAUUUACGUUCAUCGGAAAAAAAAAAAAAAAAGCAAAAUAGGAACCGAAAAAUUCUUUUGCGCACAAUUUUCUCCCUCUUAAAAGUCUCCGUUAUAUUUAAGAAAAAAUAAUGACAACCAAAAAUAAAUCCUAUAAAAGUAAUUGCAUCAUCUUUCGUUUGUUUUCUUGUAAUUUUUGUACUUCUUUUUACGUUCGAUUAUUUGUUUUUUUUUUUUUUUUAUUAUUAUUAUUACUUUUUUUUUUUAAUCAAAACAACAUUAUCACACUGUAACAACUUUUCGUUUCUUUUUUUUUUUUUUUCUUCUACGGAAGCAAGGAUCAUCCUGUUUCAUUUUCUCUUUUCGCUCUAUCUUACGUAUCUUCAUUUUCUUAAAAUGCAAUAAAAAAUAAAAGCGUCGGCAAAGCGUGAACCCUUAUCUCCUCUUGAUUCGACUUUCCCACCUUAAUUAUUAUUUUCCUUCUUUAAUCGACAUACUCGACAAUUAUGGCAGAAUUCCUUAAACGGAAGUGCCUAAUUAGAUUAACUCCGACUAGUUUAACGAAAUGGAUUUUUUUUCUGUUUGUUCGUUUACUUAUUUGUUUUUAUGUUUUUUGUUUUUUUUUUGUGUGUUUUUUUUUUUCUUAAUCUUGCUUUUGUACCACAAAUUAAAAUUAAUUUCCCUGUGCUCCUUGUCCUCUCAAAUUUCCAAUCCUGCAAUGGUUCAUUAUCCCCAUGAAGGUGACUCAUUGGAAAAUUUAAAAAUUCAGCGAUCGAGGACGUAAAGGUAGAAAGCCGUGAUUACUAAGGAAUCUACGUGCCGCACGUGUCAUUUCUAAUUGAUCACGCGUACGUCCACAAGCAACCGUGGCCCACUGCGUUUCCAAAUGGAGCUGUAAAAAUCAAUACAAUAUACUAUUAAUAUAAUAUUAAUAUACCAUUGAUAGUAUAUAUUAAUAAUUAUAUACCAAUGAAUUGGUACAUACCAAUAAUUGAUAUAACACAAUAUUAAUAUACUAUUAAAAUGUAUAAUAUUUCUUUUUUAUUCGGAGUGUAUAAGUAUUUUUCAAUAUCAAGAACAGGAAAGGAAUAAUGAAAAAAUGAAAAAAUACAAACACGUCAAUAGUAUUCAGUUGCACAGCGAUAUCAGAACAUUGUCAUAUCCAAUAAGAUUGUAUUUGUUUUAAUGUACUUUCACUUGGAUCGAAAAAUAUGCAUGUUAAAAAUAAAUAAAGAAAAAAACAUUUCUUAUCGUUA
This is a messenger RNA of Vespula pensylvanica (western yellowjacket), 4873 nucleotides long. RefSeq names its product RING finger and CHY zinc finger domain-containing protein 1 (gene Rchy1). NCBI's taxonomy places the organism in Eukaryota, Metazoa, Arthropoda, Insecta, Hymenoptera, Vespidae. Bases 162 to 1208 code for a protein of 348 amino acids. Gene Ontology annotation, biological process: protein ubiquitination; ubiquitin-dependent protein catabolic process. The record is from RefSeq and is a predicted model, not a curated record. Gene Ontology annotation, cellular component: nucleus. Gene Ontology annotation, molecular function: ubiquitin protein ligase activity; zinc ion binding. The transcript is spliced from 5 exons.